Messenger RNA from Porites lobata, 2201 nucleotides. NCBI's taxonomy places the organism in Eukaryota, Metazoa, Cnidaria, Anthozoa, Scleractinia, Poritidae. The record is from the annotation of a GenBank genome assembly.
UUAUUUGCGUGUGAAUCUCUGGUUUCUGGGUCGAAUGCUUCAAUUACGUUCGAUGCCGAGGUGUCUGUGGGCCACGGAUGGAAAAGAAGUACCCAGAAUCAUUCUUCUUUAUGUGCUGAGUUUUCACCUAAAUAUAAUUAUCUGGAAAUACGGUUCAAUCAUUUCUACGACAUAUGUGCAGUAACAACAUGGACUAAGAAUUCAAAUCAUACACUUGCAAACGUCAGGAUACAGUACUCUAAUUCUAUGACCUUCUGGCCCUAUUACCAGCAGGUGAGGGCAAUUGUGAAGGUUAGUAACUAUUUAUCGAGCCCCGUUGGAGCUGCUUUUAUCAAUUAUCAUCUUUGUCAGGCCUAUGCGAAUAUACCGCUAGGUCAUGUAGGUAGCUUUGAAUCCUUUUUUUAAUUCUGGAACAACAACAACAAAUGUUAUUUAGUACAGUUGCAUCACUCGGCAGUGACUAUUGUCGCUUUCAUCUUGUCAAAAUGUCGUCAAAUAUCCCACAUAUUUCCAAAUUAGUCAUCAAAAUUAUAAAGUUAUUUCAGUGGACGCUGAAUUCCUUGUAUCCUUUAAAUUACUACCUAUGUGUGCGCCAUUUGAGGCACCAACCAAACGACGCCCCUGUUCUCUCCCCCCUCGCCUCACAAGGGGCCGGGUGUAAUGUGAGCAACUAUAAAGUAGAGAUGCUUUAAUAUGCCAAAGGCAUAUGCAACUUCCAACUGGCUAUACCCAGUUAAUAGUCUGUUUUUUUUUAAACCAGGAUUUUCAACAGGUAAACAUUACCAGCGGCAUUGUCGUACACCGUCUUCAUUUAACAACAAAAUAUAUUCGCUUCAUUCAAAGCAACUGGAAAAAAGGAUCUUGCGUUAAUUUUGACAUAUAUGGAAAUAUUGCUUGUAAGUAUUUUUUAAAAUAAUUAUUAAUCCUCGAAAGCGAAAAUCAAAACUAGUUAAAACGAAAUAAGAGGUAAGAUAGAUACUGUGAAAUCUGUACAUAAAGGAAAUUUCUUUUCUAAGAACAGCGAGGUUGAAAUUUGCGAAGUUUUAAGAAUAUCUUAAGAAUAAACCAGGGGCUGAGAUUUUGAAAAAAUAAUUUUUCUAUAUUAAAAAUUUGUAAAUACAAAAAUACAAUUAACCGUAUAUAAUUCUUCCUUUCCCCAGAUAAUAAAAGAGAAAAACCUGCACUAGUAACCCAAUAUAUAUUUUAGCUUAAUAUCGAUAGAAAAAUAAGAAUAUUCUACCUGUCCCGGAAAAACAAUAUGUUUAUAAAAAGCUUGUAGAAAACGGCCACUUAAUGUAAGCGGUCGCUCACAAAAAUACUCACAGGGCGUGAUCGAAUGUCAGUUUUAAUAAGAAGGUUUCACUCAAUCUUUUUAUCAAACUUUUAGACGCUCUAUACCAGGGCGGCCUUUUUCUGUCCAUAUGUUCUUUAUAUUUUCAACAAGUUGCUAACUUUUACCCGUGGAGUAAACGUAUCAUUGUUUUCAAAAAUUUUGAUCCUGGCAAAACCAGUGUGCAAAGAUUCUCAGAAGAGGAUGGAUACAUGGUGCCAAAUAACACCAGGUUUUGCUACUGCCAUGGAUUUGGGAUGUUCUGGUGAGCUGAAAGCUAGGUUUGACAGAAGCAAGAAUUCAACAAAGAAGAUGUGGCGAUGUUAUCACGAGUCAGCCUUAACAGCAGACUUAAGUCGUUAUAACGACAAACUGAAGAGUCCAUGUUACUACACCAGGCACCGACAGCUAAAUCAAGUGCUGCAAAGCUGUAAGUUUUAGAUUCAUCUUCAGAAGUUUAAGACAACGUAAGACUGUCUUUUUGUUCUUGUAGGACAGUUGAUAACUAGACUAGGAUUUAACUGAAGAGGUGGUCAGAUUUUCUUCGAGCAGAUUGUAUAACUGAAUUUGUAAAGAGUUUUUAUCAGUUGUUUUGUUACUCUAAAUGGUGUGGUCAGCCACCCAGUUUGACUCCUUCAGCCUAUCCCUGGAAGUCAGUUAAAUACCCAUUCAUAGGGACGCUAAGUGGGUCAAAAGCCUAGCAAAAAUGGAAGUUAGUUCAAUCGAGGCUAAGCGCUGGAAGGCUGUGAUUGGUGUGCUAAUAAAGGACACCUAACAAACAUAUCUUGAGGUAUCUUGAGAUUAAUCGCCAUUAUUUAUCUUUUUUAAAGGUUCACAAAACUUUACGGUGGAGAAUUGUUCGCUGGUAAGU